CUGAGGGCAGGGAGAAGGGGGUCGGAUCGGGUCACUAUUCCACCCACCCCCCAAACUUGGGGAAUAGCCCAUUUUAAAAUUAAUAUUAACCUGUAUUCUGAAUGUAUCACCUGCCACAUUCUCUGGAUUGCUGUGAAGGACUGGGUAAUGUGGAUUAUAGUAAGGUUGAUCUCUCAGCCAUGGCUGUCUUCUUUAGUUACAUGGAUGUGACGGACUCGAGCUUUGUGGUGGCUGUCUUCUUCAUAGCCUUCAACCCACUUUUCUGGAAUCUGGUAGCAAGAUGGGAGCACAGGACCCGCUCUCUGACGCGCAUCUUCCAUUCCCCGUACACUGCCUGCUACUUCCUAGGAGCCAUCAUCUUGUUACUUAAUUUUCUGCGAACUCACUGUUUUGCAGAAGCAAUGAAGAGUCAGCCGAAACUGGAAGCUCUGGACUCCCUUCCUGGCUACUACUCCGGAGCUGGACUCAUGGCAAUAGGCAUUAUCUUUGUUGUCUCCAGCUUCCUUGCACUGGGCUUUGUUGGAACAUUCUUGGGUGAUUACUUUGGGAUCCUCAUGGAGGCCAAAGUGACCUGCUUCCCAUUCAGCGUAUUGGACAACCCCAUGUACUGGGGCAGCACCACCAUCUACCUGGGAUGGUCCAUCAUGCAUGCGAGUCCAGCUGGGAUCAUCUUGACAGCCAUCACAGCUCUGUGCUACACAAUUGCUAUGCUGUAUGAAGGGCCUUUUACUGAAGAAAUCUAUCACCAGAAAGCAACCAAGAGUAAAUAGCUGCAGCGACGGAGGCAGAGGCCCAGAAAAAAACAACAGGGUUGUCUGGAAGCAGGAAGAUGGUCUGCCAGGACCGGCCACCCUAUGCAGGACAAUACAAUGGGAUAUGAAGGUUCAGAGUGAUUUUAAUUCCGCUUUCCUAAAACUUUUCAGAAGUCCCUUUGAGAUGGAAGCCAAGGCGGGGCGGUGGGAGCUUCAGUGCUUUGCAAAGCCUCCCACCAAUACCAGGCAGGUGGGCUUUUUCGCAAGGAACCCGGCUCCACCUCUGGCUUUCAGCAGGUUCCGUUAAGUGUGGAAGUUUGAAUGGGUUUGAUUAUAUGCUUGAAAGUGUCAAGAGAAGUAAAGCAGGUAGGAGGCCUGAGAAUUUUUAUGUAAGCGCGCGUGCACACACAGAGAAGAAAAGAACAAAAAUGACAGCAAAUGCAUAAGAGCAAUAUGGCACAAGGACACAUGCACUCGGCGCAUGCAUUAGCAGGUUGCAACUGCUGUCUUUUAGAAGAUGUGAGCAAAACAAGGGUUGAAAGCACAUGCUGUGUAAAAAUUUCUCUCAGUACUUCAUUGUUUCAAGCCGUCUUCUCUUCUAACUGUACAUGUUUUGAUCUCUUUGUGUGUGUGUGUGUGUGUUGGCCCGAAGGCCAACACCACCAAUGUAUCUGGCUCUGCAGCCACUUUAGGGUAAUGGAAAAACCGUCUGUCUCAUUCUCAGGAAUUGGAGACCCUUAUUUGCUUUGUAGUGGAUUGGACUUAUAAAAGGCCUUUGUCUGUUUUCUCUCCCUAUUGUUUUGGGGGCUGUUGUUUUUCAGAAACCUUUCCUUGGUUUCUUGCCGCUUGGACAUCUAAACCUUAGUAGAGUAUGCCUUCCCAUUGUCUCCCUCUGCCACCAAACAAACCGCUAUAUCAGCUUCUGGGAUAUAGCCACAUUCUUUCCACCACUGCCCUAAUCCCUUCUCCUUUGUACCUGUUAGUUUUCUGAGCUCACGCCGGUAUUUUAGUAAUAAUCCAACUAUAUGCCAAACUAUAUGCCAAACCUGAGCCGGAUUAACCAUUCUGGAGCUCGGAGCCCCAGUGAGAUCUGAGCUGUUCACCUAGGAAUAGAUAUCUGAAUUAUUUACAUUAUGUCCACAUCAGUUGUAUCUCAAGGUAUUGAGCAGUAAAUGCACUUGUUUAAAAAAUAA
Eublepharis macularius is the source of this 1945-nucleotide messenger RNA. RefSeq names its product phosphatidylethanolamine N-methyltransferase (gene PEMT). The record is from RefSeq and is a predicted model, not a curated record. Gene Ontology annotation, molecular function: phosphatidylethanolamine N-methyltransferase activity. The transcript is spliced from 7 exons. The coding region runs from base 102 to 770 and encodes 222 amino acids. NCBI's taxonomy places the organism in Eukaryota, Metazoa, Chordata, Lepidosauria, Squamata, Eublepharidae. Gene Ontology annotation, biological process: phosphatidylcholine biosynthetic process.